UAAUCCAUGGCGUAACUAGCGAGAUGUCCAGACUGGGGUGAUUAAGGAAUGCUAGCGUAAGUAUUUUCGCGUGAAAUAUUCGUAUUUGUAAUUCGCGCAUUUUGUUUUCUGUUUACAUCUAGGCUUAUUUUGAUUGGUCAAAUCCUGGCUGAGUUCAAAAUCACCGAUGUGUGACUGUCGUAAAUCAGUGGUGUACGCUAAUCUGGGGGUCUGUUGCUGGAUUACCGUACGCCGGUGAUUGCGCGAUAUUACUGGCAUCGCUACUCCGCGCCCAAGUUCACACCACUCAAUUAAUGUUAUGCUAGCAAAUAAACAUUACCAGUCACGUAUAGUAAGGUGAGCCAAGAUGUGACGAUACAAUCUAUCCAAGAGCUGAGGAGACAGGGGACUGAAGCAGAGUUGUUGGGGGGGGGGGGGACAUUGCUGAUACUGAGAAAAUACUGGUGUGAAUGCUUGUGAGUUUCAACAGUUUGAGUGAAUUAUUUAAUAAACUGCUGUGAGAAGUCUAAAUCAAAGAGGAAGAAUGGAAGAAACAGUAGAUAAUGGAGAAGUAUCAACAUCAGAAGCACCAAAGUCAGACAAAGGAAUUUCAGAAAGCAAUUUUAGCCAGCUGUUGUUGGAUUUUUCAAGAUGGUAUGAUGGACUUGAAUACAUCAAUAUGCUGAAAGUUUUGUACAACAAUAGAAAUCAUGUGCCAGUUUAUUACAAGUUAAGUGAAGCUACUGAAGUGAUGUCCUUGCUACGUUUGUUAAUUGGUUCUGGCAAUUUGAGUCCAACGAAUCUUGCUAUCCUGUAUGACACAAUAGUAGUUACUGGACAAUUUGGCUUCAGCUCCAGAAUUGUACAUCCACCUUUACAAAGAAUCAGGGAACGUGAAGUGUCUUCAUUCACACAAUACAGACAAUUCCUGUUGAAUCUAGGUAUGGUACUGACUAAAAGUGAUAGAGGAACGCUUGAUGUACGAUAUAACAUGCCGCUGUUAGAGAAUUAUAAAGAUAACUGGCUUUUGAUUCUGGAUCUAGAGCAAAAGAACAAGCUUUGUGAAGAAAGGAUUGAUGAAUUUAUUGAAGGUUUACCAAGUUACUUGGCUGUGAAAGCUUUGCUUGAAGGAUAUUGUGGACCAGCAGAUGGUAUGGGGGAAAGUGCAAUGUCCAGUCAUCAGCAGCAACCCCCACCAGCAAGACAAUUGCUCUUGCCUCAACAGCUGCAGCAACUCCAAGCACAGAUACUGACUUACAACUAUUUAGUCUGGAAUCAGCCGAUUCCUGAUUGGUUGAGAUCAGCUGUGCAGGGUAACCGCCUGAUGCAAAGUCUUCAAAGACCAUCCCCAGAUAAAAUAAUCAAAGAUUACUUGACAAGACAACUGAAAAUAUUGUAUCAGGAUGUGAAUCGAAUGACACCAGCAAUCUGGCAUAAACAUCAUGAAGUAGAUAUUGCAGAAGUAUUCACUGAACUCAGCUUACUCAAGUCUGGAAAAGAAGAUGGAGCACAAAACAAGUCAACAUGUAUAAGAAAGGAAGGUAAACCCACAUCAUUAACGGAGGUAUUACAUAUUAUUAAAUCAACAGGUUCAUGUAAGGUAUUAAUAACAGGAAAAGGAGGAAUGGGCAAGACUACACUCCUCAAAUAUAUUACUUAUAAAUGGGCUACUGAUGAUGUACAUAAUGCCUUUGCUGGUAAAUUGCUGUUUCUGAUCAAUAUUGGGGAUAUUAAAGCAGGUACAGAUAUCCUGGAAAUAAUUAUGAAAAACAUAAGUACGAAAGAAUUAAUUCUUCAGAACAAUUUACCAUCUAAUUCAGUUGAAAGAUUCCUGAUCAACCAUGCUGAUGAUAUAGUGAUUUUGUUAGAUGGAUAUGAUGAGUUGCAUAGCGAUGCAAAGGACCCUAUAUAUCUGUUCAAAGGACUUGAAUUUGAAAAAAGCACUGUGGUGAUAACAUCCCGACCUGACAACACAAUUGAUUUGGUUAAGUGUUGUACUAUACAUAUUAAAGUGAAUGGAUUCAGUUCAAGAAACAUAAAGGAGUAUAUUCAUAAGCAUUUUUGUUCAAUCAAUAAAUAUAAAUUGGGGACAUUACUAAUAAAGGAGUUUAAACUUGAUGAAGAUGAAUUUUUUGGGAAUUCGGAUCAUAAAGAGGCAUUUGACUUGUGCUCAUCCCCACUGUUAUUGCUUAUGGUUUGUACCAUGUGGGAACAAAAACAACAUCUUCCGAAAGACUUGUCAGAUCUUUUCAUUGUAUUGAUUUGUUGCAUUUUAAGUCAGUAUAAAAGCAAGCGUAAUGAUAGAGCUGCUAUUUUCCAAAUUGAGAGAAUUCCAGAGCAGUAUACACUUGCCAUUCUACUAUUAGGAGAAUGCAUGUAUGAAGGCCUAAAGGAAAAUAAAUUGUCUAUUGACAAAUAUGAUUUGACAAAGAUGUCAAAUGACUUACUUUCUGUAGAUUUAGCAUUGGAACUUGGAUUUGUUUAUGAAGAAAGCCCUUUUAACUCUGGUGAUGUAAGGAAGAUUUACACACCCCCACACAAAUUAAUCUCAGAAGCACUAGCAGGGUUUUAUUUGGCUAAUCAAAUUGAGAAAGAGCAUUUGAAAGAUGAUGAAUAUGAGGUGAUCAGAUGUAAUAAAUAUUUAAAUAUGACAAGAGAGUUUACAGUAGGAUUUCUAGGUGUUAAGGCAGGUGAAUUGCUGAAGCAUUGGUUAGUAAAGCCUUCAAAAUUUUAUUCGAUAGCACAGAGUUUUAAAUAUGUAAAGAAGGAAAAUGAAAAACCUGUACUAAGAAAAUUAGAUGAAAACAUGUCCACUGAAAUGAAAACAUACUGUAAGCAAGUGCAUGAGACAUUUAAAAGUGUUCUUGUUGAUGAUACCUGUAGAAGUGAGCAUUUUUUCAAACUUAUGGAAAAAUGUUGUGUUACAUAUGGACAUAAUCCUGGUGGACUUGAACAUAAAAUGAUGUCAUUGAUAGAUACAUCCAGUAAAGAGUCUUUCAGAAAAUCAUGCAGAAGUGUUCUACUUGUUUUAGUUAUAGUACAGGGACUAAAUAAUUUACAUGAAGAGCAGUUUGACAGUCAUUAUCAAACCUGGCAUUUUCUUGCAUAUAUUUCUAAUUGGAAUGAUGUAAGCCUCAAUAUCCUUUCAGCUGAGAUGAAAUCUCUUCAAAUAAAUUAUAGUGACACUAUAGUCUGUUUAGACUUCAGGUUUAAUUCAUCAUUCUUGGUUCAUUUCCUGACACAUUCAAAUAACCUAUCUGUCUUAUAUAUUAGCAACUGGCUUACUGAGGCUAUACUCAGUGUAGUUACCAAAGAGUUACCCAAAACUAAUGUGAAGUUGACAUUAAAAGAAUUUCAUAUACUUCACAGUAAUCUACAUGAUAUCGAUGGAGCAUUACUAGAAAAACUAUUUGGAAUGGCUCCUGAACUAAAUGCCCUAAAUGUAAUCAACUGUAGUCUAUCGAGUGAUAGUGUGAGGGCAAUGAUUACUGGAUGUCGGAACAGUGGAGGUGAAUUAUGUUACCUUGACAUUAGCAAAAAUCCCAUUGAUGAUGCAUUAUUGUGUGAUAUACUUAAAGUGUAUCCAAAUAUAUCUAGUCUUAAAAUAGUUUUAUGUGGCCUCUCAAAGGAAAGUUUUAAUAACAUGGUCAAUGGAUUUCCUGAAAUUGAAGUAGGUGAACUUGAUUUCAGCCAUAAUUAUCUAGGGAAUUUAGAUGGAGAAACUUUUGGAAAGUUAAUGAAAAAACUUCCCAAACUUGUUUUUUUUGGCAUGAAUCAUUGCAGUUUAUCAGGCUGUAUUGUUAAUGAAAUGAUGGAAAAUUGUGAUAAGAUGAAUGUAGUAUUGAAAGACAAUAUUCUUGGAGUAAAGGGCAAUGACCUUUCAGAUAUUGAUGGUAAAUCGCUUGCAGAGUUAUUAAGGGUAAUUCAGCGUUUUGGUACUUUGAGUUGGAGUGAUUAUUCUCUUACAGCUGAUAACCUACAAAAGCUGGUUGAUUCAGUAAGUGUAAAUAAGACAUUUAGUUUGAAUAUGACUGGUGGCAUCAAUCUGAGUUGGAUUAACCUAUCUUCAAUCAGUGGUAAAACAUUAGCUUGUCUUUUUAAGAUUUUUCCAGAUCUAUCAUUUAUUGACAUGAGUCAAUGUAGAUUGUCAGGCAGUAUUGUUAAUGAAAUGAUGGAGCAAUGUGAUAGGAUGAAUGUAGUAUUGAAAGACAACAUGCUUGAUCUGAAGGGCAAUGACCUUUCAGAUAUUGAUGGUAAAUCGCUUGCAGAGUUAUUAAGGGUAUUCCAGCAUCUUGGUACUUUGAGUUGGAGUGAUUAUUCUCUUACAGCUGAUAACCUACAAAAGCUGGUUGAUUCAGUAGGUGUAAAUAAGACAUUUAGUUUGAAUAUGACUGGUGGCAUCAAUCUGAGUGGGAUUAACCUAUCUUCAAUCAGUGGUAAAACAUUAGCUUGUCUUUUUAAGAUUUUUCCAGACAAGAAACAUAUUGACAUUAGUCAUUGCAGUUUAUCAGGCAGUAUUGUUAAUGAAAUGAUGGAGGAAUGUGAUAGGAUGAAUGUAGUAUUGAAAGACAGACUUGAUUGUAAGGACAAUGACCUUUCAGAUAUUGAUGGUAAAUCACUUGCAGGGUUAUUCAGGCUAGUUAAGCAUUAUAAUCAUACUUUUGGAUGGAGUGAUUAUUCUCUUACAGCUGAUAACCUACAAAAGCUGAUUGAAUCAGUAGGUGUAAAUAAUAUAUUGAAUUGGAAAAAGGUAGAUUUAAGUAAUAUUGAUCUUUCUUCAAUCAGUGGUAAAAUAUUAGCUUGCCUUUUUAAAGUCUCCCCAGACCUGAUCAGUAUUAACUUGAGUCAUUGCAGUUUAUCAAGCUGCAUUGUUAAUGAAAUGAUUAAGGAAUGUGAUAGGAUGAAUGUUGUAUUGAAAGACAGGAUGUUUAGACUGGAGGGCUUUGACAUUUCAGAUAUUGAUGGUAAAAAAUUAGUCAGGAUAAUUCAUCAGCCUAAUGAUGACUAUUUUUAUCAUGAUUCUGAUGAUGAUGAUGAUGAUUAUGUUGAUUGCUUUUACAUGGAGUAAUUAUUCUCUUACAGCUGAUAACCUAGAAAAGCUGAUUGAAUCAGUAGGUGUAAAUAAAACAUUUAAUUGGAAAAUGAUAGAUUUCAGUAAUAUUAAUCUUUCAUCAAUCAGAGGUAAAACAUUAGCUUGCCUUUUUAAAGUCUCCCCAGACCUGAUCAAUAUUGACUUGAGUCACUGCAGUUUAUCAGGCAGUAUUGUUAAUGAAAUGAUGGAGGAAAGUGGUAGGAUGAGUGUAGUACUGUAUUAACCGACAACAUGCUUAAUUUGAAGGACAAUGACCUUUCAAAUACUGAUGCCAUCAGUUGCUAGCAUUAGUCAUAAUAAUAAGGUUAAUCAUGUUCUUGUUGAAAAUGAUUUUCAUGUCUUUUUUUGGUGUCACUGAUGAUAUAUUGGCCCAAAUAUAUGAGAAAAAUUACUAUUUUACAGUAUAUAUAUUUCUUGUCAAGAUAAAACAAAAUAGAUAUAUAAAUCAUAGAAGAAUUUCAUUUCUGUCAUUAAUAAAAUGUACUUGACAGUGAAACAUAUUUUCUUGAAAUCUAUAAAGUAUGAUGCUAUAAAAAAUAAGUUUCCAUAAGUUUUAAAAUUUGAUUGUACAGAAUAUUGUAAAUUUUAUUGUACACUCUUUGAUGUUCCAGGGGCUGCGGGCACCACUUGUGAUGAUAUGGCGCUCUGUUGCUGACACAGCCCCUGGGCCGUUUGUGCCAAUAAAAUAAAUGAAAUGAAAUAUUAAGAGAUUGCCUUUUUACUUUUACAAUAGUUAUUUUUUAUAAUGACACAAUUAAGAAGGUCUGUAUCCAAGCCUUUAGAUAUUAUAUAUGUUAAAAUACGUAAGGUUUUGUUUAACUACUGUCAGCAGUUGUAUACAUUAGUCUAAAUAUUAGCAGUGAUAACAUACUCACUGCUGGCUAAUCUUUUCUCACUGAGCAGGCAUAUACUCUUGGAAUUUAGUAACAUGCACAAAUGCAACAUGAGAAAAUAUAUUAAUAGAAUUAAUUUAUUUUGUUUGCAUUUUGUAUUAUUGUUUAACCCUUAUAUGAUUUUAUUAGCUAGAUGCAAUUAGAUAUUGAAAUAGAUGUGUGAACUACAGCCAUACAUAAUUUUAGUACUGACCGAUACAUUUUCAAAGAUUAUGUUACUUGAAUAUUUAAAUAAACAGUUAAAUUCAAAGAA
Messenger RNA from Anneissia japonica, 6217 nucleotides. RefSeq lists its product as uncharacterized. Gene Ontology annotation, cellular component: nucleus. The transcript is spliced from 8 exons. NCBI's taxonomy places the organism in Eukaryota, Metazoa, Echinodermata, Crinoidea, Comatulida, Comatulidae. Gene Ontology annotation, biological process: regulation of DNA-templated transcription. Gene Ontology annotation, molecular function: ATP binding. The record is from RefSeq and is a predicted model, not a curated record. Bases 524 to 5047 code for a protein of 1507 amino acids.